Scatophagus argus is the source of this 5375-nucleotide messenger RNA. It is a transcript of the gene pde10a, whose product is annotated as phosphodiesterase 10A. Gene Ontology annotation, biological process: signal transduction; negative regulation of receptor guanylyl cyclase signaling pathway. The transcript has 23 exons. Bases 622 to 3000 code for a protein of 792 amino acids. Gene Ontology annotation, molecular function: 3',5'-cGMP-stimulated cyclic-nucleotide phosphodiesterase activity; protein binding. The record is from RefSeq and is a predicted model, not a curated record. Lineage: Eukaryota; Metazoa; Chordata; Actinopteri; Scatophagidae.
UUUCUACCCUCGGCUUAGCUCACAUGCGACCAAAAGGACACAUGCUUUGGUGUACUUUAGCAUGCAGACCACGUCCAGCUAAUCUCCGUUUACAUUGGCCUAUACUCUUCAAGAUACCCGAGAGUUCUCGGUGAGUCGUCUGUGCGUCAUCUAUGCCUGAUUAGACUUGUAGUCUGACGUCGCCGGGAACCAUUUAAGCAAAACACCUCAUACAGCGUUGGAAAUCUAAAUGGACUUUAAAGAAAACACCCUGGCUGACAAAAAACACUUUUUUAUCAUUAAGAAGGGGAUCAACAAGUUUCCUCGUGUGCGUAAUUUCCAUCUGAGCGGGGUUCAAGCGUAAUCCGCGACACACGUGAUCGACAAAUCACUUCAGCUCCAAAUAUUUCUCAUUUGUCUAGAGAAAUAAGCCUCAGACCGUCCGUGGAGACGCUUCUUGUCCGAUUACGACGGGAAUCAGGAGGAGACCGGCUCCAUGCCUCGCUGCCUCUCCAGAUGCUCGGUUGGCCACCACAUGACUGUUGUAUGUGCUGUAUACCCUGCUGGUUGAGGAAGUCUCACGUUCUCAGCAGAUAUAGAUUCAGCGGUGGAUAGAUCCAUCAGUCAAAUAGGGAGCAGCAAAUGUCGAAGAAACGGAAAAGUCCUGACGAGCAGGACUUUGAGGAAUCUCCGCAUGCAGGAUGCAGCGACCAAGGUUUGACAGAUGAGAAAGUGAAGGCCUACCUCUCGCUGCACCCGCAGAUGCUGGACGACUUUGUGUUGGAGAGCGUGAGUGCAGAGACGUUGGACAGAUGGUUGAAGAGGAAGACCAGCAGCAGGCCUGCAGAUGACACAUCAGCUAAAGAAGUCAGCAGGCAGUACCAGGACACAAAUAUGCAGGGUGUGGUGUACGAACUCAACAGCUACAUGGAGCAGCGCCUGGACACUGGAGGAGACAACAAACUUCUGCUCUAUGAGUUGUGCAACAUCAUCAAAACAGCAACAAAAGCUGAUGGAUUUGCACUUUACUUCUUGGGAGAAUGCAACAAUAGUUUAUGUUUGUUCACUCCAACGGGGGCCAAAGAUGGCCCUCCAAGCCUCAUCCCCUCCGGCCCCAUCGCAUUUGGGACAACCAUUGCCGCUCAUGUUGCCAAGACUCGCAAAACACUGCUAGUAGAGGACAUCAUGGGGGACGAGCGCUUCCCCGACGGCACAGGGCAGGACUCAGGGAUCCAUGUUCACUCUGUCCUGUGCCUCCCCAUCCUCACUGCCAUUGGGGACCUCAUUGCCAUCCUGGAGCUGCAUCGGCACUGGGGCAAGGAGCCCUUCAACCUCAGCCACCAGGAGGUUGCAACAGCUAAUUUAGCAUGGGCGUCGGUUGCCAUUCAUCAAGUACAGGUGUGCAGAGGUCUCGCCAAACAGACGGAGCUCAAUGACUUCCUACUAGAUGUGUCAAAAACAUACUUUGAUAACAUUGUGGCAAUAGAUUCUCUACUUGAACAUAUUAUGAUAUAUGCAAAAAACCUGGUGAAUGCUGACAGGUGCGCACUCUUCCAGGUAGAUCACAACAACAAAGAACUGUACUCUGACCUGUUCGAUAUCGGGGAAGUGAAAGAAGGCAAACCUGUCUUUAGGAAAACCAAAGAAAUUAGGUUUUCUAUCGACAAGGGAAUAGCUGGCCAAGUAGCUCGGACAGGGGAAGUCUUAAAUAUCCCAGAUGCCUAUGCAGACCCACGGUUCAACCGAGAGGUGGACCUGAAAACUGGCUACACCACGCGGAACAUCCUGUGCAUGCCCAUCGUGAGCAGGGGGACCGUUAUAGGUGUGGUGCAGAUGGUGAACAAGCUAAGCGGAAGUGCCUUCACUAAAACAGAUGAGAACAACUUUAAGAUGUUUGCUGUCUUUUGUGCUUUGGCCUUACACUGUGCAAAUAUGUACCACAGGAUCCGGCACUCUGAAUGCAUUUACAGAGUGACGAUGGAGAAAUUGUCUUAUCACAGCAUCUGCACAUCAGAAGAAUGGAAGACCCUUAGCCAGCUCAACCUCCCUGCACCCAUUUAUAAAGAGAUCGAAAUGUUCCACUUUGACAUUAAUCCCUUUGAGGAGAUCUGGCCUGCUGUCUUUAUCUUCAUGGUUCAUAACUCCUGUGGAAAGACCAGCUUUGAGCUAGAGAAGCUGUGUCGGUUCACCAUGUCUGUAAGAAAGAACUACCGCCGUGUGCCCUACCACAAUUGGAAGCACGCAGUGACGGUGGCACACUGUAUGUAUGCCAUCCUGCAGAAAACCUCUGGGAUAUUCACAGAGCUAGAGAAGAAAGGCCUGUUGAUAGCCUGUCUGUGCCAUGAUCUGGACCAUCGGGGGUACAGCAAUGCGUACCUGCAGAAGUUUGACCAUCCGCUGGCUGCUCUGUACUCCACCUCCACCAUGGAGCAACACCACUUUUCUCAGACCGUCUCCAUCCUACAGCUGGAAGGGCACAAUAUUUUCUCCAACCUGAAUUCCAGCGAGUACGAGCAGGUGUUGGAGAUCAUCCGGAAGGCCAUCAUUGCCACAGACCUCGCCCUGUACUUCAACAACCACCAGCAGCUGACGGAGCUGCUGUCUUCUCAUGCGCUGGACUUGAACAACCACUCACACAGGGACCGUGUGAUUGGUCUGAUGAUGACAGCAUGUGACCUGUGCUCUGUUACCAAGAAAUGGCAAAUCACACGACUCACAGCCAAUGACAUCUAUGCUGAGUUCUGGGCUGAGGGAGAUGAGAUGAAGAAGAUUGGGUUGCAGCCGAUCCCUAUGAUGGACAGAGAUAAGAAGGACGAGGUGCCCCAAGGCCAAGUGGGCUUCUACAAUGCUGUUGCAGUACCCUGUUACACAACACUAGCGGAGCUUUUCCCACCAUCCAGCCCCCUUCUAAAAGCCUGCAAGGAGAACCUGGGCCAUUGGGAGAAGAUAUCGCGGGGAGAGGUGGAGGACAUCGUGCCCAACCAGCCUUGUGAUUCAGGCCCUGUAAAGGUGGACAACUGACUACGAAAGGGGUUGCUGACCCGCCAAAGGAAUACAACUUGCAUCCUGCCACGGACCUGGUACUCUGUAGGGGGAAGAACCCACAUCCUGCAUUAGCAGGAGAGGGAUCAGCUGAAGGCGACUUGACUUUGAAAACACACAGUUACCUCAUUGGGUGACGGAGGUGUCAACACUGAAGGCUUCACCGAUCCCAGAGACUGACGGACAGCCGAUGGGGAGGGACUUCAACCCAUCACCCUACAUCCACUCAGCUUGGGAAUUCAUUUGGUAGAAUGGUUUUAGUUCAUCUGUUUUAUGUCAUUUAAUUUUUUACUUUUUUAUUUGAGAUAAUUCUUUUGCGGUCUGGUAUUUGUAGAGGCCUUACUCUGAACCUUUCACAGGCUAGAAUAUGUGAAAUCUUGUUGUCGGUUCAGGCUUUUUGUUUUCUUUUUUUUGUUGAAAUGGUACUGUUUGCCUUCUGUGGUUGGUUUAUUGUACGCGCACUACUUCAGCAAGGUAUUCCCAGAGACAGAAGGAAUGUGUAGAACAGACGUAUAGUAUGAUGCCACCUUACUGAGAAGGUGGAUUUCAGAAUGUUUUUUAUUACUUUGUGAGCAAAAAUCCUUGGCAGUACUUGAAUAAAGACAUAAAGCCUAUUUUAGGUGGAGAUAGCAGAAAUCCCCCCGCAGCAUAUUGUACAAAACAUGGAUGAACUGUGACGAGAGGAGUUAGAUAAUGUCAACACUUGUGAACAUGGUCAUAAGAGAGUCACAAUGUUUCUCCGUGAAGUUGACCCCACAGCGCUGCCCCCAGCCCCCCCUGGCAUUUAGGGACCCUGCAUAGUACAUUGACUAUCCUCUGAUUAACAGGAUCUGAUCCCAGGCCAGCAGAAACAGUAAUGUUAGUAGGAUGGAGUUCACAAGAAAAAAAAAAGAGCAAGAUGCAGAAAUAGCAUGGCAUCAGUUGUAGUAAGCCAAGACUGAAUACAAUUGAGUUUCCACUCACAUCACAAUUUUCACGCCACUAUCGGAUCAUAAAUUAUUUUACACUACAAUCUGGUUCCUCCUCAUGAAUGAGUUAUCAUUUUCUGCCAUGAAUAAAACACAAGUAAAAUUAGGAUACUGUCCAAAUUACACCACAUGGUGAAGGCAUGAAUUAUGGAAGUAUAAAUUAAAAAAAUGGUGAAGGGUGGAAUGAGCCGUCGCCUAUACAGCCUCUGCUUGACAUAGACUGGUGUCCAUGCAGGUUCAAAACUGUAGUGUGGACAGCAGCUCAACAGAGCUCUCAGUAGCUUGAUCUUCAUAUUUUUCCUACAAUGUCAAACCUGUUAAGCUAAAGUGCAUCAGAUGUCUGUCUGCUGCGGGAUUGCAGCUCAAGAUUGUGGGUUGACUUUUUGCGGGUGUGCAACAGAAGUUCCCCUCACAGCCCGUCAAAGGAAAUAAAUCCUUUACGCUGACUCUCCAACAUGAUGCACGCGGGGAACAUUUGGACUCUUUCAAAUGAGUUUCUGAGAUCUUCCAAAAGACAAUUUUGUCUGAAACUGUCAUUCCAGUGGACAUUGUCCCUCCAAGACUGAAAUUACUGCUAAAAUAAUUUGUUUUUAUGACUGGUACUGUGGCCCCGCCCCCAAUGGUGUGAAUGUACAUUUUGAUGAAUGUUUUGUUGAUUGCAGGUCCUCAGUGGUGGCAGUUUUCUAUGAUGUGCUCUGUCUUACUUUUCAGAAUUGCUUCCAGUAAGCUUCAACCAAGAGCAACAGUUAGCAUGCACCUAAACUGAAGUUUAUAUAUAAUUUUGCAUAUACGGUAAUAGGUGUAUACUGUGUACAAUCUAGGAAUUAGUUUGUACAGACUGAGAUGUAUGCUCUGAUGGUGCUAAAGUGAAAGGCAGUCAUGCACUUUCUAACUAGGGGUGUGUGUGUGUGUUUGUGCGUGCGUGUGUGUGCGUGCAUGCGUGUGAGUGUGUGUGUGCGUGCGUGUGUGUGUGUGUGUGUGUGUGAGAGAGAGAGAGAGAGAGAAAGCUUUUGACUGUCUCUUUGCCCUCCCCACCUGAGAAUAUGGUUAAGUCCAUAACACUGCACUGUCCCUUCUACUUUUCAGCACCAGUUAUAUCCCAUUGUCUGCACUAUGUUUAGCUUAUGAUCUUUAUCCUUAUUAUUAUUGAUGAUUAUUAUUAUUGCUAUUAUUACUAUUGUUAUUUUCUUAAUUAGAGUUAAAUUUAAAUUAACUUAUAUUUUUUAUACAAAGAAAAAUAAUGUUGGCCUUUUUGUUUUGUACAAAGUAAGCGUUAAACAAAAUGGUCUAAGACAUGUUACUGUCACCCAGAAUAAUUGCAGAAUGUCUCAACUGUAAAUGUAAGAGCAGUAGCCCAAAUGACUUUUAUUAAAUACCUGAAAAAUA